Truncatella angustata is the source of this 609-nucleotide messenger RNA. RefSeq names its product HAD-like domain-containing protein. The transcript has 4 exons. The coding region runs from base 1 to 609 and encodes 202 amino acids. Lineage: Eukaryota; Fungi; Ascomycota; Sordariomycetes; Amphisphaeriales; Sporocadaceae. The record is from RefSeq and is a predicted model, not a curated record.
AUGUCUGCUCAUCGGGACCCCCUGGAUAAGAAGUGGGUAUGGUUCGACCUCGACGAUACCCUACAUGAGUUUUGCAGGGCAUCAGGUUCUGCCACGAACGAAGUGCUAGGGCUGGUGGGGCAGAAAUAUAGUAUUUCAAUGAGUGAUCUCAAGGCCAAGCACGCGGAAGCACUGAAAGCAGGAACUGCGCAUGCUUUCACGGAUGGUAGAACAUCGCAUGCGUAUCGAAGGGAACGAUUUGGAGCUGUGUUGUCCGCGUUUUCUCUUCCGCCGAACGAACUGAUGGACAUGCUUCUGGAGAGGUACGAGGAAAAGUUGAUGCAGUCAUUGGAAUUGAAGCGAGGAGUCAUCGAGCUGACUGUGGCGCAUCUAGGUCUCUCACCUUACAUAGACUUCUUGGCGACGACAAAUGCUUUUGGCGUGUCCGAAACCGACGGACUUUUCGCAGCUGUUCUGGCGAGACUCAAUCUGAAUUGUCACGAGGUUGUCAUGAUAGGCGACAGCCAGCAUAGGGAUGUUAUACCUGCUUCGGAGGAGGGGAUCUUCUGUAUUCACCUAAACGAAGCACAUCAGCGCAGGGAAGCCGAGAAAAAAAAUAAGGAAAAAUAA